UUAGAGAUCAUCUUAAAAUUCAUGUUUGUUAUCUUCUGUCAUUUCUUUCUUUGCAGAAGUGUGGUGGUGCCUGUGAAGAAGCCUCCUCCAGGUAGCUUAGCUGUAACCACUGUGGGAGCCACUACUGUUGGAAGUGGACUGCCAACAGGCAGUACCUCUAAUAUAUUUGCUGCUACUGGAGCUACACCAAAAAGUAUGAUUAAUACAACAGGUGCCGUGGAUUCAGGGUCCUCCUCCUCUUCCUCCUCUUCUAGUUUUGUGAAUGGUGCUACCAGCAAAAACCUUCCAGCUGUACAAACUGUUGCUCCAAUGCCAGAAGAUUCAGCUGAAAACAUGAGCAUCACUGCAAAACUUGAAAGAGCUUUAGAAAAAGUUGCUCCUCUUCUUCGUGAAAUUUUUGUAGACUUUGCCCCAUUCCUAUCUCGUACACUUCUUGGCAGUCAUGGACAAGAGCUAUUGAUAGAAGAAAGGGGUAAUCAAUAUCAAGAUGAUCUUGAAUGGCAAAAUUCUAUUCAGAAGAAUGCAGGACUUGCAUUUAUUGAGCUGAUCAAUGAAGGAAGAUUACUGUGCCAUGCUAUGAAGGACCAUAUAGUUCGAGUUGCCAAUGAAGCUGAGUUUAUUUUGAACAGACAGAGAGCUGAGGACGUACAUAAACAUGCAGAAUUUGAGUCACAGUGUGCCCAAUAUGCUGCUGAUAGAAGAGAAGAAGAAAAGAUGUGUGACCACCUUAUCAGUGCUGCCAAACAUCGAGAUCAUGUCACAGCAAAUCAACUGAAACAGAAAAUUCUCAAUAUUCUCACAAAUAAACAUGGUGCUUGGGGGGCAGUUUCUCAUAGCCAAUUGCAUGAUUUCUGGCGUUUGGAUUACUGGGAAGAUGACCUUCGUCGAAGGAGGCGAUUUGUUCGUAAUGCAUUUGGCUCCACUCAUGCUGAAGCAUUGCUCAAAGCUGCAAUAGAAUAUGGCACUGAAGAAGAUGUAGUAAAGUCAAAGAAAACAUUCAGAAGUCAAGCAAUAGUGAACCAGAAUGCAGAGACAGAACUUAUGCUGGAAGGAGAUGAUGAUGCAGUCAGUCUGCUACAGGAGAAAGAAAUUGACAAUCUUGCAGGCCCAGUGGUUCUCAGCACCCCUGCCCAGCUCAUCGCUCCCGUGGUGGUGGCCAAAGGGACUCUCUCCAUCACCACGACAGAAAUAUACUUCGAGGUAGAUGAGGAUGAUCCCGCCUUCAAGAAGAUCGACACAAAAGUUCUUGCAUACACUGAGGGACUUCAUGGAAAAUGGAUGUUCAGCGAGAUACGCGCUGUAUUUUCAAGACGUUAUCUUCUACAAAACACUGCUUUGGAAGUAUUUAUGGCAAACCGAACCUCAGUUAUGUUUAAUUUCCCUGAUCAAGCGACAGUAAAAAAAGUUGUCUAUAGCUUGCCACGGGUUGGAGUAGGGACCAGCUAUGGUUUGCCACAAGCCAGGAGGAUAUCAUUGGCCACUCCUCGACAGCUUUAUAAAUCUUCCAAUAUGACUCAGCGCUGGCAAAGAAGGGAAAUUUCAAACUUUGAAUAUUUGAUGUUUCUUAAUACCAUAGCAGGACGGACUUAUAAUGAUCUGAACCAAUAUCCCGUAUUUCCAUGGGUGUUAACAAACUAUGAAUCAGAAGAACUGGACUUGACUCUUCCAGGAAACUUCAGGGAUCUAUCAAAGCCAAUUGGUGCUUUGAACCCAAAGAGAGCUGUGUUUUACGCCGAGCGUUAUGAGACAUGGGAAGAUGAUCAGAGCCCCCCCUACCAUUAUAAUACUCAUUAUUCAACAGCUACAUCUACCUUAUCCUGGCUUGUUCGGAUUGAACCUUUCACAACCUUCUUCCUCAAUGCAAAUGAUGGAAAGUUUGACCAUCCAGAUCGAACCUUCUCGUCAGUUGCAAGGUCUUGGAGGACUAGUCAGAGAGAUACUUCUGAUGUAAAGGAACUGAUUCCAGAGUUCUACUACUUACCAGAGAUGUUCGUCAACAGUAAUGGAUAUAAUCUCGGAGUCAGAGAAGAUGAUGUAGUGGUAAACGACGUCGAUCUUCCCCCUUGGGCAAAAAAGCCUGAAGACUUUGUACGGAUCAACAGGAUGGCCCUGGAAAGUGAAUUUGUUUCUUGCCAACUGCAUCAGUGGAUCGACCUUAUAUUUGGCUACAAACAGCGAGGACCAGAAGCAGUCCGUGCUCUGAACGUUUUUCACUACUUGACCUAUGAAGGUUCUGUGAACCUGGAUAGUAUCACUGAUCAUGUGCUCAGGGAGGCCAUGGAGGCCCAACUCCCAGAGCCAGGGCAGGUGUCCAGCUCACCCGCCACAGAGCCACACUUGAGUCAAACACUGUCUCUGCACUAACUGUGUUUCCUUCCACAGAGCCCACUCAUGUUUAAAGAUCAGAUGCAACAGGAUGUGAUUAUGGUGCUGAAGUUUCCAUCAAAUUCUCCAGUAACCCAUGUGGCAGCUAACACUCUGCCCCACCUCACCAUCCCUGCAGUCGUGACAGUGACCUGCAGCCGAUUGUUUGCAGUGAAUAGAUGGCACAACACAGUAGGCCUCAGAGGAGCUCCAGGAUACUCCUUGGAUCAGGCCCAUCAUCUUCCCAUUGAAAUGGACCCAUUAAUUGCCAACAAUUCUGGUGUGAAUAAACGACAGAUCACAGACCUUGUUGACCAGAGUAUACAAAUCAACGCACAUUGUUUUGUGGUAACAGCAGAUAAUCGCUACAUUCUUAUCUGUGGAUUCUGGGAUAAGAGCUUCAGAGUUUAUUCUACAGAAACAGGGAAAUUGACUCAGAUUGUAUUUGGCCAUUGGGAUGUAGUCACAUGCUUGGCCAGGUCAGAGUCGUACAUUGGUGGGGACUGCUACAUCGUGUCUGGAUCUCGAGAUGCUACCCUGCUUCUCUGGUACUGGAGUGGGCGGCACCAUAUCAUAGGAGACAACCCUAAUAGCAGUGACUAUCCCGCACCAAGAGCUGUCCUCACAGGCCAUGACCAUGAAGUUGUCUGUGUUUCCGUCUGUGCAGAACUUGGACUUGUUAUCAGUGGUGCUAAAGAGGGCCCUUGCCUUGUCCACACAAUCACUGGAGAUUUGCUGAGAGCCCUUGAAGGACCAGAAAACUGCUUGUUCCCACGCUUGAUUUCUGUCUCCAGUGAAGGCCACUGUAUCAUUUACUAUGAACGAGGGCGGUUCAGCAAUUUCAGCAUUAAUGGGAAACUUUUGGCUCAAAUGGAGAUCAAUGAUUCAACACGGGCCAUUCUCCUGAGCAGCGAUGGCCAGAACCUGGUGACUGGAGGGGACAAUGGUGUGGUAGAGGUCUGGCAGGCCUGUGACUUCAAGCAGCUGUACAUUUACCCUGGCUGUGAUGCUGGCAUUAGAGCAAUGGACUUAUCCCAUGACCAGAGGACUCUGAUCACUGGCAUGGCUUCUGGUAGCAUUGUAGCUUUUAAUAUAGAUUUUAAUCGGUGGCAUUAUGAGCAUCAGAACAGAUACUGAGGGUGAACGAAGAACCAAAAGCCAAGUUAAAGCUGAGAGCACAAGUGCUGCAUGGAAAGGCAAUAUCUCCGGUGGAAACACUUCGUCUACAUCGACCUCCGUCUGUACAUUCCAUCACACCCAGCAAUAGCUGUACAUUGUAGUCAGCAACCAUUUUACUUUGUGUGUUUUUUCACGACUGAACACCAGCUGCUAUCAAGCAAGCUUAUAUCAUGUAAAUUAUAUGAAUUAGGAGAUGUUUUGGUAAUUAUUUCAUAUAUUGUUGUUUAUUGAGAAAAGGUUGUAGCACGCGUCACAAGAGACUUUUGACGAUUCUGAGGAACCUUGUGUCCAGUUGUUACAAAGUUUAAGCUUUGAACCUAAACUGCAUCCCAUUUCCAGCCUCUUUUCAAUGAGAGAAUAAAAAAAACAAAAACACGUUUGAUACUUUGUACAUCAGAUGCAUCUUAUUUAAAGGGAUACUUUUGUAAAAGUAAAACCUUGUAUAAAGAACAAAACGUUUCUUAAUUUUAUUGUGGAGUUACAACUUGCAUGUUCUUUACUCCUGAUGUCUUGAUGGAACAGGUGCAUUCACACUAUGAAACAGAAAGAUCUGUCCAAGGACACAGCUUGUAUGAAAGGGUUGAAUUUGGGCUCAAUCAGUAAUUUUUGACAUUUCACCAAAAUAUGGUUUAUACUUUUUAAUCUAAAUUCAUCCCUUCUAAGUGAAAUUUGCUCAUAAAGCAUUUGGAUACUAAGCCAUUAUUUGCAAUUUUUAGUACUUUAUACAAAGAAAAUUCAGCCUACCCUUCAUAAUCUGAAGACAUGGCAGAAAGGGGUCUUAGGGAUGAGGUCCUGGUUUUUGUUGUAUAAAUAGGAGUCAUGAUCGUUAGUUCCAUAGUAAUGACUUCCCAACACCUGGACAUCUCUUCCAGAGUCAUCCUGCUGGCUGAGUGUAUACAGUAGGGGAGGAGAAUCUGAUGCUUUUUUUUUUUU
Messenger RNA from Galeopterus variegatus (Sunda flying lemur), 4476 nucleotides. It is a transcript of the gene NBEA, whose product is annotated as neurobeachin. The record is from RefSeq and is a predicted model, not a curated record. The transcript is spliced from 28 exons. NCBI's taxonomy places the organism in Eukaryota, Metazoa, Chordata, Mammalia, Dermoptera, Cynocephalidae. Gene Ontology annotation, molecular function: protein kinase binding. Gene Ontology annotation, cellular component: membrane; cytosol. Gene Ontology annotation, biological process: intracellular protein localization.